GAGUAAUAACCAGGGGUUGGAACAUGGGAGCCUCUGCCUGUCAAGCUUUCUUCAAACUUCUCCAAACUUUCUGCCUUUUUCAAUCUUAAGUUUCAUCUUAUUUGACAAUUUUCCUUUUUUUUCUUUCUUGACCCUUUUUUGUAUUCGAGACAAACAAAUCAAAUUCACGAGGAAAAUAUUUUCCCACGCCAGAAGAAGGAAGGCGUGAAGCUCCCCUGUUUUUUGCAUUAAAGAGAAUAAAUCUUGAUUGGGUGGAUCACCUGUAUCCAUGGGGGAAGCUCCAGCUUUCUUUGAAGAUGAUCUCCAGGGCGAUUUCCCGAAUGGGCUUCUUUUGAAGUCUAAGGGCUGUGAAACGGCUGUCAAUAUCGGCUGCAAUAAAACAUAUGUCAUUGGUGCAACGGAAAAAGAAUCUGCUUGCACAAUUGGGGUUAGGAUUUUCGAUAAAUCUACGAGCAAAUGGGUGAUCCCUACUGUUUUGGGAACAAAACCAAAGCCUUUGGGGGGCCACUCAGCUAUAGCUUUAGAUGAAGAUCGGAUUUUGGUUAUUAAGGGGAACUCGACCUCUGAUGAUUGCUUCUGGUUUUUAGAGGUCAAUACUGCAUUUGUUAGGGAGCAGAAGACGAGAUUCGGGACUGAAGUGGUUGCCUGGAGUAAAGGAGUGAUUGGCGAAUCUGAAAAACCUAUCGUCAUAAGUGGUCCUUCUGGAGUUGGUAAGGGUACCCUGAUUUCCAAACUGAUGGAAGAAUUCCCAUCAAUGUUUGGAUUUUCAGUGAGCCACACAACCCGUGCUCCAAGGAACAAUGAACAGAACGGUGUUCACUACCAUUUCACUGAACGGAGUGUCAUGGAGAAAGACAUAAAGGACGAGAAAUUCCUUGAGUUUGCAGCAGUUCAUGGAAAUCUUUAUGGAACCAGUAUAGAAGCUGUUGAGGUGGUUACUGACCGAGGAAAGAGAUGUAUCCUUGACAUUGACGUUCAAGGGGCCAGAUCUGUGAGGGCUAGUGCUCUUGAAGCCGUUUUCAUCUUUAUCUGUCCUCCCUCAUUUGAGGAACUUGAGAAACGCCUUCGCUCAAGGGGAACUGAGACUGAAGAACAGAUCCAAAAGCGACUGCGAAACGCUAAGGCAGAGCUUGAACAGGGAAACUCACCUGGACUCUUUGAUCAUAUUUUGGUUAAUGAUGAUUUGGAAAAGUGUUACAAGAAUCUCAAGAAACUUCUGGGUCUAGGUGAGUGUGUAAAGACAACGAAGAUACCAGUGCCGAAGUUGGUUCACAUUCCUCUCGAGCACACGGUUUCAAAAAUUGAUCAGAAGAUCCUGAUAAACUGUACUGCUCCAAAGCAAGAAAAAUCAGCUCCAAACAUGUUUAUGCUGGAUUUGUCGUCAACCAAAGGCGGUGCACCUGGACGGACAAGAGGUCUGAGUAUUUACGCGGUAGAACCAUCCACAAACGGUGUUAUUGGUUCUGAAGUGCUAAGCUAACACUUCAAACUUUUCAACUAACAAUUUAUCUCUCGUUCUUUUUUCUGCUUACUGGACUUGAAAAUAAUUGAAGUUUCGAGAGUCAUAAUUAGGGAUUAGGGUUUAGAGAGACACAUAAACUGGUAUGCCCUCUCUUGGAAUAUGAUUAAAGAGGAAUGCUCUUCAUCUGCAUUUCCACAUUCAAUUCAUCAUAUCUUCUGGCUUAUACUACCAUUUUAAGUUUUUCCAUGGAUGGACUAGCUUCUUUCCGUUAAGUUCAUUGCUCUGAUGAAAAGUUUAUGCAUUUUAUUGUAUUUCACGAUCAUGAUCAUGAUCAAGUCGUUGGCAUUACUAUUCAAGCUUGUUUGAUUUUCAUCGAGAUGGAAAACUUGUAUUUAAACCUUAAUUAGGCUAAUAACCCGGGCGACCUCACACGAGCUUUGAUUGAGUUCAAGUCGCUAAUUCACACGUCUUUUCACUCUUUGGCUAAUCGAACUGAACUUGAACGCCUCUUGUACAAAACCUUGUGCUUGAAGUUGGUUUUUGUUAUGUUUUAAGUAAUCCAGAUGCAGAUAAUCUUUCACUUAUUGAUUUCAAAUCGGGCAUCGAGCAGUCCAUUGUUUAUGAAGUGUUGGACACCUGCAUGUUGCUUGUGCAUCAACCACAUGUUUUGCCUGUGUUCCUCGAGCAGCACAUGGCUGUCAUGUGAAUUCCUGAAUGUAGAGGCAAAAACUGGACCACCCCUUCUGCUGGCAUAUGCACUAGGGAAUAGGGACAUGCUCAAUUUUCAGAUUUGAACCAUGAUUAGAUCUUUGUACCUCCCACAAGUGGCUAUAGAGAAGUUGCGGGUUACAAUUAACUCAACCGACCGUCGAUGUGGUAGUUAAAGUGGCUUUCGAUCACCAUUAAGAAUCAAGACAUGUUCUCCUGUAGCUGGAACCUUCGGAACCACAAGAAUCCUUAGUUAGAAUGGGAUUCCAACUCAGCACCUUUUGAGUGAGAUUUUGAGAAGAGUUGCUCUUUGGAGAGCACAGUACGAUGAAAGUUGUAAGCUGUGUUCGGGGGGGAGUUAUUGUCUAUCGUUGGCCUCUAUGGUAGAAGCAGUCGGGGGGCAUGAGAGGCGGUGGUUUACCCUGCGGCGGAUGUCAGCGGUUCGAGUCCGCUUAUCUCCAACUCAUGAACUUAGCCGAUAGAAAGCUAUAUGAUAGCACCCAAUUUUUCCGAUUCGGCGGUUCGAUCUAUGAUUUAUCAUUCAUGGACGUUGAUAAGAUCCAUCCAUUUAGCAGCACCUUAGGAUGGCAUAGCCUUAUAAGGGCGAUAAGGGCGAGGUUCAAACGAGGAAAGGCUUACGGUGGAUACCUAGGCACCCAGAGACGAGGAAGGGCGUAGUAAUCGACGAAAUGCUUCGGGGAGUUGAAAAUAAGCAUAGAUCCGGAGAUUCCCGAAUAGGGCAACCUUUCGAACUGCUGCUGAAUCCAUGGGCAGGCAAGAGACAACCUGGCGAAC
This is a messenger RNA of Sesamum indicum (sesame), 2965 nucleotides long. Its product is annotated as guanylate kinase 2. The record is from RefSeq and is a predicted model, not a curated record. Gene Ontology annotation, molecular function: GMP kinase activity; protein binding. Lineage: Eukaryota; Viridiplantae; Streptophyta; Magnoliopsida; Lamiales; Pedaliaceae. Gene Ontology annotation, biological process: purine nucleotide metabolic process. Gene Ontology annotation, cellular component: cytosol.